Molecule: messenger RNA, 2350 nt
Organism: Pectinophora gossypiella (pink bollworm)
Lineage: Eukaryota; Metazoa; Arthropoda; Insecta; Lepidoptera; Gelechiidae
Gene: Tif-IA
Product: RNA polymerase I-specific transcription initiation factor RRN3
Exons: 7
Coding region: 484-2160 (558 amino acids)
Biological process (GO): transcription initiation at RNA polymerase I promoter
Cellular component (GO): nucleus
Molecular function (GO): RNA polymerase I general transcription initiation factor activity; RNA polymerase I core binding
Source: RefSeq, a predicted model, not a curated record
AAAAUGUCAAUUUCACACGAGAUAUUGUACGCAGAAGUGCACGUGUUUGAUUUAUCAGAAAGCUGCCUGAAAUAGAUAAUUCAGUGUGCAAUAGUGUAUUGAUCGUUUUAGUAUUUUAAUUAUAAAUAGCACUAAUUAAAAGCAUCAUUUACAAUGUAAAUUUACAGUGAGCAAUGUCCAAAGAAGGUUAUAGUGGUGACAAAAAAGAAGGUGAUAAUAAAGUGGUAUUAGAAAGAUUGCAAUCGUAUUUAAAGGAUAAAAGAAGUACUGAAGUUGCGGAUCCAGGCCUCGGCUACAGUAAGCCGAGUACUAGUUACGACCAGGCUCCUCACGCAGUAUCUACCUUUGAAGAUAGUAGCAACAUACUAAGGGAAGUCCUCAACUACAAGAAGGCGGAAUUGCUCCGGCAUCCUGACAUAAUAGCCUACCUGAAGUCUGUCGCCUCUGAUCUUAAGAAGUAAUACGUAAAUAUACAGUAGCAAAAUGGCGAUGGCAGCUCAGAAAAGUGUGGCGUCCUUGAUGCGAAAGACCUUGGAUCGGCAGGCGGCCGUAGCGCGAGUGAAGUUUAGGUUUAAGAAGAAUCAAGUUGAACAGAUACUUUUAACCUAUGUUAGAGAUGGAAACAUCGGACCAUACAGUGAAUUACUCAAAGUAUUACAGGAUUGCCCAUUGACUGAUGCAAACUACCAAAUUCUGUUUGAAGAUUGUCUGUCGUGUGUGGUGUUGCUAGGGCGGGAAAUGAAGCAGUUUGUUGAUGUGCUGUGUAAUGUGGACUGGGCAGGCCGUAGUGAGGACUUGGUCGAGCUGUUCAGCAGGUUUAUGCUGAGCCUGGUCACCGCACACACUUAUCACUGCCCGAGAGUUAUGACAUGUCUGAUUAAAUUAUUUAAAGCUGAUGGAGAGAGUUGGGAAGAAAGUCCUCCAGAGGAGACAGUCAGAUUAUGGUCAAAUGUCCACACAGUCAUAGCACAAAUUGUUGCCAUUAUGCCUUUGACCAGUGACCUCCUGAUACAAGCUGUGAUGGAUCAAUUCCCAUAUUACAAGGCGGGUUGCUUCGCCAACCGGGCAUACGUACAUAACCUCAUCUGGAUGAGCAAGUACAUCCCUUCACUUAGAGAACAAAUAAUGCUAACUAUUGUUAACAGAAUGGUGGUUAUGGACGUAAACGUAGUAGACCAAUCUAAGAACAAGUCACAAGUAGACACAAUGUUUGAGAUGGACGUAGAGGAGACGGAUGAGGUGAUGGAGACUCUCGACUACUGCAUGAUGGAGAUGCUCAAAUGGCUGGAAGAUGAGAGAAACCCCGUGCUGGAAAUCAUGUGCAGAGUUUUUGAACGAAUUGUACUGCCAACUCAUGGGAUUAGACAUGUCCAGUUCCUGCUUUUAUACACAAUUUCAAUAAGCCAGCAAUGCGCGGACCGCGUUCUUAACAACUUGUGGGUCGUGGCUGCCGGUCUACACGGACUAGGACCCGGGGCGUUAGCUACUAGAAGAACAGCAGCCAGCCAUCUAUCAGGCCUGCUCGCUCGCUGUGUCCGAGUACCAAACACUAGACUUAUCAAAUACCUAAAAAUUAUGGCUGAAUGGUGUCAUAGUUACAUAACGGCUACGCAAGAGGCGUCAUCUUCUAGUGAUAACACUAAAGUUCACGGCGCUUUCCAUGCUAUCUGCCAUGCAGUUUUCUACCUCGUCGCGUUUAAGCAUAAUCAUCUAUUCUCUACUAAAGAAAAUAUACACUUCGUGGAAUCGUUGAACCUACCCCGGCUAGUGACGUGUACUCUGAACCCCCUCCGGACGUGUCCCCCACAAGUGACGCGGGCGUUCUCGUCGGUCACCCGCGCCCACCAGGUGGUCUACUGCCAAGCCAUCAUUGAGAAGAACACCCGCCACACUCUGCACUCCACAGACUUGCAGUUUGACGAGUGGUUCCCUUACGAUCCUUAUACAUUACCUAUAUCCGGAAAAAUAAUCUGGCCGCUAUGCAUAGAGUACAAAGACUGGUUGAAGGAUGGAGAUGAUGAGACUCAAUACUCUGGCAUGAAGAGGAAACUGGAGACUGAUGAUGAUGACUACCUUAUGAUGGUCACCCCUUCACAGAAGCUCGCCAGCUCACUGUCCAACUGCAUCUCACCAGGAUUCAAGACUAGUGAAAUGAUAUGAAUCUGAUUUUAAAUAAUUCUAGGACAGGACUAUAUGUCCCAAUUCCAAGUGUCAACAUAGUCAUACUAUUGUAAAUGUAAAAUCGCCUUGAAAAUGUUAAAUUGUGUUGAUUUAAGUUUGAAUACUACCAUUCUGAAUACCAUUAGUUGCACUACAACUACACUAUGUAAUAAGUGUUAAUCUUAAUCUC